AUGGGAAAUACAACACUCCAUUUUACUGUCCUCUCUCCAGACAUGGGAAAUACAACGCUCCAUUUUACUGUCCUCUCUCCAGACAUGGGAAAUACAGCUCUCCAUUUUACUGUCCUCUCUCCAGACAUGGGAAAUACAGCUCUCCAUUUUACUGUCCUCUCUCCAGACAUGGGAAAUACAACACUCCAUUUUACUGUCCUCUCUCCAGACAUGGGAAAUACAACGCUCCAUUUUACUGUCCUCUCUCCAGACAUGGGAAAUACAGCUCUCCAUUUUACUGUCCUCUCUCCAGACAUGGGAAAUCUAGCGCUCCAUUUUACUGUCCUCUCUCCAGACAUGGGAAAUACAGUUCUCCAUUUUACUGUCCUCUCUCCAGACAUGGGAAAUACAGUUCUCCAUUUUACUGUCCUCUCUCCAGACAUGGGAAAUACAACACUCCAUUUUACUGUCCUCUCUCCAGACAUGGGAAAUACAACACUUAAUUUUACUGUCCUCUCCAGACAUGGGAAAUACAGUUCUCCAUUUUACUGUCCUCUCUCCAGACAUGGGAAAUACAGUUCUCCAUUUUACUGUCCUCUCUCCAGACAUGGGAAAUACAACACUCCAUUUUACUGUCCUCUCUCCAGACAUGGGAAAUACAGUUCUCCAUUUUACUGUCCUCUCUCCAGACAUGGGAAAGACAGCUCUCCAUUUUACUGUCCUCUCUCCAGACAUGGGAAAUACAGUUCUCCAUUUUACUGUCCUCUCUCCAGACAUGGGAAAUACAGUUCUCCAUUUUACUGUCCUCUCUCCAGACAUGGGAAAGACAGCUCUCCAUUUUACUGUCCUCUCUCCAGACAUGGGAAAUACAGCUCUCCAUUUUACUGUCCUCUCUCCAGACUACUUGCACCAACAACAACUCCAACUAUAAUCUAGGUACUACCAGAGCUAACUAACAGCCUCCUCCUUUUCAAACUGAGCUUUUCUCAUUUCUGUUCUAUGAUACCUUUCUUUUUCUAUACAUGUGUGAUUCUGAACAUGCUUAUGAAUAAACAUGAUGAGUGAAAACUGAGCACACCAGAGUGUAUGUAUGGGUGUGUUUAUUAAUGUGUGUGUGAGUGUUAAUGUGUAUGUGAGUGAUAAGGGGAGUGUGUGUGUGUGUGUGUGUGUGUGUGUGUGUGUGUGUGUGUGUGUGUGUGUGUGUGUGUGUGUGUGUGUGUGUGUGUGUGUGUGUGUGUGUGUGUGUGUGUGUGUGAGUGUUAAGGGGAGUGUGUGUGUGUGUGUGUGUGCGUGUGUGAGUGUGCAUGUACAGGUAACUGCCAAAAUAAUGGAAGCAAUUAAAUGAGGGAUAGAAAGUAUUUAGAAAGCAGGUCCCUCCACACAGGUGUGGUUCCUGAGUUAAUUAAGUAAUUAACAUCCCAUCAUGCUUAGGGCCAUGUAUUAAAAUGCUGGACAGACCAUUAUUUUGGCUUCCAUGGCUAUACCCCCUAUAGGAUGACAAGACCCCCAUCCACAGGACACGAGUGGUCACUGAAUGGUUUGAUGAGCAUGAAAAUGAUGUGAACCAUAUUCCAUGACCGUCUCAGUCACCAGAUCUCAACCCAAUUGAACACUUAUGGGAGAUUCUGGAGCGGAGCCUGAGAUGGCGUUUUCCAUCAACAAAACACCAAAUGAUGGAAUUUCACUUGUAGAAUCUAUGCCCUGGGUACGUUGAAGUGGUUCUGGCUCGUCCCAGCGCUCUAUGAAGACACUUUAUGUCGCCAUUUCCUUUAUUUUGGCAGUUACCUGUAUGACUGAUGAUGUUUCUGGGUGUGGUCUUCCUGUGAAGUUUAGCAGGAUAGGAGCUGGGUGCUCUAUAGUGGGCUGAGGGGGGAGUUAUAUGAGGAAGAGUAUCUUACCGAUGAAGCCUUGAUUUUCAGGUUGAGGGGAACAUGGUAAACAUUAUGUACAGGGUAACAGUAGAUAUAGAAGCAGCAGCCUGGGGUCUGUCCGUUUGCUUGGUGUAGUAGCAGACAGGGGCCACUAGUGGUUGGUCCUGGCACUGUUCUCACAGUGCGCUUUCUGGGCUGUCCGAGCCUGGCUGGGCUCAAAGCAUGGGAGCUCAGUGGCUGGAAUUGCAGAGACAGAUAUGGGUGUGGCCCUCCCUUGCCUCAGACUCCACCCACAGACGUAGAACAGAACCUCCCCCUUUGGGACUCCUCCCUCCAUGGCCGAAAUGGAAUCCUACUGGUCUCCUAUCAAAAGUAUCCUACUAUAUAGGGACUAGGGUUCCGUCCUCCUCUCUAAGACCAGCUGUUCCUCUGGCUUCUGUACUAGAAGACCCUUCAUGACCUCUGACCUCAUCAGUCAAGUUUAUGCCAUGUUAUCCUAGUCACGGACACCACUCUCCCAACAUAGACAGAUACGUGUCACAGCCAGCCACCUACCGACCUACACUACUGACAGGGAGAGAAAUGGCACACAGGUAUUGUCUGGUCGUCAAUCACAGGCUGUGUGCUUAUGUGUGCACUCUUAUGUGGCAGAAUGGGUCAGGGGUCAUCAAAGGUCAGGGUUUGUCAGAGGUCAAGCUGGCAUUCUCUCUGAAAGAGUCAGGUGCACAUUGUUGAAUGUUAUGAAUAGAGCAGUCAUGAUUCCUCAUUCUACAUGUAAGAGAGAUGUUUGUUGUUCUAUAUAAUAUAUUUCUGUCUGAAUCUCCGUUAGAGGUCUCUGUCCAUAUUGGGGAAGGCCCUACUCUCUACUGACAGUGUGUGUGUGUGUGGUCGGGGUGGGGACUUUGCACCUUAACAUUCAUAUUUAUAAUGUAUGGUGUCUUUCUAAUCUUGCUUAAAGGGAAAAAUUCACUCAAAACCAUUUUUUUGUAUUUUUUUCACUAGUCCACUCUUGAUACAGUCUCAAAAUGUUUUGCAUGUCAGCAUUCAAGAGUCACUUGCCACAUGAUCAAUGCGUUUUGCAGUGUAUUUUUCCUUUAAGUCUGUGUUGAUGCCAGUGGAAGGAAGGCCUGUGUAAUGUACUGAGAACAAAGAGGUCCUUCUGUAAGGCACUGGGUUGUAUAUAAGAAGCAUUAGAAUGAUGAUAAUGAUUAAGUUUUUAAUUUUGUAUUUCUACUGCUGUAACUUAACUAAAUAAUAAUGUUGCCUAUAAUAACAAUGUAUUAUUGUACUGUGUUACAGAUUAAUGAUGACCUACAUACACUACCAGUCAACAGUUUGGACACCUACUUAUUCCAGGGUUUUUCUUUGUUUUACUAUUUUCUACAUUGUAGAAUAAUAGUGAAGAGAUCAACACUAUGAAAUAACACAUAUGGAAUCAUGUAGUAACCAAAAAAGUGUUAAACAAAUCAAAAUAUAUUUGAGAUUUGAGAUUCUUCAAAGUAGCCACCCUUUACCUUGAUGACAGCUUUGCACACUCUUGGCAUUCUCUCAACCAGCUUCACCUGGAAAGCUUUUCCAACAGUCUUAAAGGAGUUCCCACAUAUUUCUAGAAAAUAGUAAAACUAAAGAAGAACCCUGGAAUGAGUAGGUGUGUCCAAACCUUUGACUGGUACUGUAUGUUCUUUUGCUCAAAAGCUUUCCGUCUUAAAUGUCAGACAAACUGCUGUCUCAUCCAUUACGUGACAAAAUGUACCUUCAUUCAUCCAACAUUUCUGAACGUGUGGAACAUUGUAGAGUAUACUUAAUGCAUUUUAAUAUAAAGCUGUGAACUCAGA
Messenger RNA from Salvelinus fontinalis (brook trout), 3685 nucleotides. Its product is annotated as DNA-directed RNA polymerase II subunit RPB1-like. The record is from RefSeq and is a predicted model, not a curated record. The transcript is spliced from 2 exons. Bases 1 to 915 code for a protein of 304 amino acids. Lineage: Eukaryota; Metazoa; Chordata; Actinopteri; Salmoniformes; Salmonidae.